Molecule: messenger RNA, 682 nt
Organism: Medicago truncatula (barrel medic)
Lineage: Eukaryota; Viridiplantae; Streptophyta; Magnoliopsida; Fabales; Fabaceae
Exons: 1
Coding region: 80-682 (200 amino acids)
Cellular component (GO): nucleus; cytoplasm
Molecular function (GO): nucleic acid binding; 3'-5' exonuclease activity
Source: RefSeq, a predicted model, not a curated record
CAAGUUUUUGAGCAAAAAAGAGCAUCGUUGGUUCAAUUCAGAGAGAGCAUUCUCUAUCGAUAUUUUUCCAGAAAAAAACAUGGCUACCGUCAACAACCACCAGCACAACUCCGAUCACAGCACAUACACCGUCAACAUGCACGGAAGCAAGAUAACCGUGACUGUUACAGCCUUCGCCUCCAUAGUGGAAAACUGGAUCAAAACAACAUUCAUCUUCGAGCGCGAAGACUACGAAUGGCGGUCACUCCUCACCGGCAUCGCAGUCGAUCCUAGGGCAGACACUUUGCAACUCUGCACCGGUAACCGGUGCCUUAUAUUCCAACUAGGUCAUGCAGAUUCCAUACCGCAAAACCUCCGUGAUUUCCUUCUGAAUCGGCACUGCGGAUUCAUUAGGUUUAAGAACCCCAUGCUACGAAACAUGCUUAAGUCAUCGAAGCACUGUUUGGAGAUUCAUAGAGAUCCUUUAGAUCUCUCGUUCUACAGAGAAGAGUACGAUCAUGAUUCAGUGGAAGAGAUUAUUUAUAAAAGCCUUGGAUUGAAAGUGGAGCUUAGAGAAGAGAUUAGAAUGAGUAAUUGGAGUGAAGAGUGUCUUAGUGAUGAUCAACUUGCUUAUGCUUGUGUUCAAACUCAUUGCGCUUAUCUUAUGGGGUACAAGUUGCACUCAUGGGUGUUAUGCAUCUAA